CCGUCGUCUGUGAGCGGCGUUUCUCGUCUCACAGCUAAGUAUUGUUAUUCGUUCUAGACUUGUUUGUCUGUUGUCAGUUGUUUGUUGAUACAACAAGCUGCGGAUAGCGGAGGCCGGUAACGUUCACUCUCCAGGCCUAAAUCGCUGUUAAGUGUUAACUGUUCGAGUCGAGUCGUACUUGCCAAGUGUGAGUCAGCUUUUCGACAUUUAUCAAGGAUUUAAGCUUGGAUUUUCAACGUUUCCGCUCCUGUUAAAUUGUUCUGUCGAAAUGCCGAAGAAACGGGGCAACAACUGGACGAACAGGGAGAAGCCGGACGUCGCCCGGGCCAGGUGGCAGCGGAGGUUGGACCACAUUCUAGGUGUGAGGAGGCCCAUUCGGCGGAGGAGGGUCGCGCCGUCCCCGGUCGUCGCCCCGGCUCCCGCCAUCGACCUCCACCGCCGCCACAGGAGGAGCGCCCGCCUCCGCCCUAACUACUUGACUCAGCUGUUCCGCGUCGAGGCCUCCAUGGGUGGGAGGGUGCCUAUGGUGAAGCUGACGAGGCUUUCGCCCGAGGUGCUGGCACGCUUCGUCGAGGAAGGAGCCGGACCAGUGCCAACGGUCGAUGAGGUCGAACUGCCGGAUCCAAGGAUGAAAGCUUUCAUGCGAAGCCUUUCGCUCUCUCCCAGGUCUUCGGCAUCCCCUCACAACGAAAGGACCGGCUCGAGGGCGGACGCCUCCGGGUCGAGUUCACCUUCGCCGGAUGAUUCGCCAGUUGUGCUCGACCCGGUCGAGCCCCAGGAGUCGGCUCCUCAGGAAGGGUCUUCAGUCGGAGUCGCAGACGCGCCCCGUGAGGGUGCAGACAUUGUCAGAGUAUCAGCCGCUCGACUUCACGGACGCAGCCUCGCCGAUUCUUUGAAGAUGAUAGAGAGCUUUACGAGUGAAUACGACCGCUUGAUCGAGGCGCAAAUCCAUUCUCAUAGUAACGGAGGUUCUGGUCAGUCAAGCGACUCUGCGGGUGAUCUGGCAAACUUGAAUAACUUGCAAAGGUUGUUGACAAUGCCUUCAACACAAAAUGAGUCGAUAUCGGAACCUGACUCAUGCGAUGAUACAAUGGACCAUUCAAUACCUUCAACAUCAAAUGCCGAGUACAAUACACUCCACGUAUUGCAAAAUAAAGUACACUGUAUGAGUGGGAAAACAUUGAAAGACGAGGAUGAUUCCCCUGUAGAAACUGUAAAAACCCCUUUGACCACGGAUGCUACUGAGAACGAUGAAACUGUGGUAAAUGAGGAAACUCCCCCACAGCCAACUCAUAAAAAGGCUAUUGAUAGACUUGACAACAUUUAUGGGUUAUUGAACCUUUUUGUGACGGAACUCGUCGGAAUGGGCAGACCUCCUCCUCCAAUAAACGUUGAAAUAAAUCGUUUAAUUUCUUUUGACCGAGGCUUGUCCAAUUCGACAUCUAUAGAAUUUUAUGAAGACAUCGUGUUCACCAACAGCACUUUUUUUAGAACUUGUGAACGAAACCCCUACAAUUUCACCAGGGAAAUUAUGGACAUCAUUAAAUUAGGUAACCCGAAUGCCGAAUAUAAGCAUUUGCUUGCUGCUCUUUUUUUUGCAUGCACUACUGAUUCAACGUGGGAAGACUGCGUUCAAUUGUUUCAUUUUACAACUCUAGCAGAAUGCAUACUGGCCUUCCACAACAUGACACUUGAUAUAUGCAUCAUUGCGCAUCAUGCAAAAUUAGCCAUCCCAUCAUUGGAAGAAACAGAUACCCUCGCUGAAGCAUUUUAUAUUAGACACGGAGUAAAGAAUGUAAUGGGAGUAAUUGGUGAUAUGAAAAUCCAGUGUACCACUGGAACAAAUAUAAUUAUUCAACUCUUCUGUGAUAGUGAUUUUAUCGUUCGAGACGUUUUUUGUUGUUCAGAAGAUUUGAGGCCUAAAAAAGUAUUUUUAAAAAGUCCUCUCUAUACCACCUUGUAUGAUAGGCCUAAAUCCGAAAAUUUGAUACUUGCGGGACGUUACCUUAAGGGUUUACCAUUUCUGAAGACUGUCACCUACUUAAACCCAGAAGGAAAUGAGGAACUCAUUCAAGUGCUUCAACAGAUGCAAUGCACAUUUAAUAAAAUUGAUGAACGGUUUCCUCGACUCGGUAAUAUGCCGUAUCCCAGUUUCGGUCAUAUUGUGGCCAUGCUCGUGCUCUAUAAUAUAACUGAAACAGGCAAGCACAAUGUUUAGCUGGUUAAUUAAGACUGUGUAGUUUUAAAUUUAAAUGUUUAAUUAUAGUUAUAAAAAGCAAAGCUGUGCAUAAAAAACUAGAUUAAAAAAACUUGAUCUCGUGUUAUCAAAGAUAUUGCAUUUAUAUACAAUUGUUUUUAUUUCAUAUUUUAUAUUUUGUACUUGUACCUUUUCAAAGUAAAUGAAAUAUUUUUUAUAUUGUAAAAAUUUGUAUGUCGUUAUUAUAUAAGUCAACUGCGUGUUAAUAAUUCAUAAUUAUAAACAUGUUAAUUAUUAAAGUUACUAUUUUUAUUGCCAAGCAUUGUUCCAUGUAGUGAUAAUUGAAAAUUUAUCAUAUUUUUAGUCCUUAAGGGCUGACAAAAUUUAUAUCCUUUAAUAACUGAAUAUAUUUAAGAAUAGUCAAAAAUAUUUUAUUGUAAUUUUAUACCAGUAUUUCAGUUAUUGUUACCAUUUAAUGUUGUGUUUUUCAGUUCAACUAGUUAAUAUUUUAUGUAUAUUUACUAUUAAAAAUGUUGUUUUCAUUU
This is a messenger RNA of Cimex lectularius (bed bug), 2742 nucleotides long. RefSeq lists its product as uncharacterized. The record is from RefSeq and is a predicted model, not a curated record. The transcript is spliced from 5 exons. Bases 269 to 2218 code for a protein of 649 amino acids. NCBI's taxonomy places the organism in Eukaryota, Metazoa, Arthropoda, Insecta, Hemiptera, Cimicidae.